Tympanuchus pallidicinctus (lesser prairie-chicken) is the source of this 2411-nucleotide messenger RNA. Its product is annotated as NAD(P)(+)--arginine ADP-ribosyltransferase 1-like. The record is from RefSeq and is a predicted model, not a curated record. The coding region runs from base 1365 to 2411 and encodes 348 amino acids. The transcript has a single exon. Gene Ontology annotation, molecular function: NAD+-protein-arginine ADP-ribosyltransferase activity; NAD+ poly-ADP-ribosyltransferase activity. Lineage: Eukaryota; Metazoa; Chordata; Aves; Galliformes; Phasianidae.
UCCGUUUCGGGAGGACUCGGACCUGUUGCACUGUUACAGUGGGACAGAACCCACUCCCCACACGCUCACCUGGAGGCUCGUGGCCCUGGCAGACAUGGGAAGCCUGACCACCCGUGAAGACUGAGGCAAAGCGCUCCCUGAGCACCUCAGCUUCUUCUAUGAAGCCAGAUCCCCUCAUCAGUUACCUUUCAUCACCUUGCCCUGUCUCCUGCCUAUGUACCUGUAGAGCCCCUUCUUGUCGCCUUUCACGUCCCUCUCCAGGGCUGAACUCAGAGCCCCGUCCCAGGUGCACAAUGCGGCACGGCUCCUGCUGAGCUUCGUGCAGCUGGUGAUUAAAGGAAUUAAUGACAUUACAUGACAAUAACGGCGAUACGCAGGGGAAAGAAAUUCCUUUGCUCUCACAGAUCUGCUGUUAUCUCAGCCCUCUGGAAGCCUCUGGAAGCAGAGCAGCAGAAGCACUGCUGUGCUUUAACCCUGCAGCAGCUCUGCAGCACUCGGCCGUUUGCUCAUUGCCCCACCAGGAGAUAGGGCAGAGCAGUGGCACAGAUAAAGCUGUAAGAGCUUGUCAGUUGAGAGCGGGAUGGUUUGAUGAGAGAGAUAGAGAGGAAGAGAGGAAGAAAGCAAAGCAAAGGAUGCCCAAGGCAAUGGCUCGGUAGUUCCUGACUGAUGCCGGUCCCGAGCAGCAGCAGCCCCAGGGCCAAGUGCCCAGCUCACAGCUCAGCACGGCGCCCUGUGCUCCAGGAUCUCCCUUGGGCCUUUGGAGCAGCCGGCCCGGCUCUGUGCCCUGCAGCUCCUGGUGCAGCCCAGACUCCCCGCAGGCAGAGCAGCCCUUACAGAAGCCGCGCUCGCCCCAAACACAACACGCGGCACCCGACCGGCUCCUAGCAUCCAUCAGCUCCAUCCCACCCAGCCCAGCUCAGCGGGUCCAGCGCCAGCUGCUGGGAGCCCCUCUGCACCGAGGGCUGCGGAGCCAGAGCCGCUCAUCUCAGCGCCCGUGGGACCGCGAACCACACGUGCACCAAGGCCAGGGGGAUGGCUCAACAUGGACAUUUCCUGGGGGAAGCCGUUGAACCACUUGGCCACAGCGGGGCAGUUUGGGGUGCUUGCGGGUGAGUUACGCAGGGCACGCGGGCUGGGGCUGCUCUACAAAGUGGGAGCCCAGCUCCGGGUGUCCUGCAGCUGCAUCACGCCGUGGGUCCUGCCUGAAGCAGAGCAAAGGUAACAGCGUGCUGCAGCUCCAGGGCUGCUCCCGGCACUGCGGCUGCUGGGGCUGCGCUGGGGAACCUUCUUGUCUGCAGCAGGGAACGGCAGCCGUGGGCCCGAGGCUGGGGGCAGCGGGGGGGGGCAGAGCCCGGGGGCCCUGGAUGGGACGCAGGCUGGGGUGCUUCCCUGUGCUGUCGGGGGGGAUCUGGAGGGUCCUGAGGUCACCGCGAUGCUUCUGCUCCGCUUCUCCCUGCAGCCCCCGCCGCCGCUCCCCCAGCCAGCUCCCACUCAUGGAGCUCCUCGCCCUGUGCUGGGUGCUGCUGGCCGGCACCUUGCUCAGCACGUCGGCCGCCAGCAGCGCCCUGCACGACGGAGACCUCGACCCCAUUGAGAUAAAGAUGAACAUGGCCCCCGACUCCUUUGAUGACCAAUACAAAGACUGCGAGAAUCAGAUGAAGACUAAGAUACAGGAGGUGAACCGUACGGAGAUCAAAAACAACAAGGACUAUGCAAAGACCUGGAAGAAGGCAGCUGCAGAAUGGCAGAAGAUCUGCCAAAAUCCUAGUAACUGCCCAAAGCUGAACAUGGAUCUGGCCAUCGCCGUGGUGGCGUACAGUGCUGCAGAUGGGAUGUGCGAGAAGUUCAACGCAGACACACGUCAGGGCGGACUCUCCCACCAGCACUACAUGCAGUCGUAUCACUUCAAGACGCUGCAUUUCCUCCUGACCCAGGCGCUGCAGGCUCUGCGAAAAUCCAAUCCCGACAAAUGUUACAGCGUCUACCGCGGUGUGCGGGGCAUCCGCUUCACAGCCCAAAAAGGCAAAACUGUGCGCUUCGGCCAGUUCACCUCCGCCUCCACAGACGAGAAUGCUGCAAAGCAGUUUGGGAAAGACACUUUCUUUGAGAUCAAGACCUGCCAUGGUGUCUCCAUCAAUCCGUUGUCCUUCUUCCCCUCUGAGGAAGAAGUCCUCAUCCCACCCUUUGAAGUCUUUAAGGUCACCAAGUUCUCCAUCGUCAAAGGCAGAAGUGAAAUCAAACUCCUCUCUAAAGAGACGAAGAGCAACUACAACUGUGAGCUUCUAAAGCCUCAGAGUGGGCAGUGGGGUCGGGGCCACCAGGAGGUGGGGCUGGGGCUCAGCCGUGGGCCACCUCUGCCCCCCCUGCCCUGCCCCAAACGUGCCAGAGGGGCAUGGGGGCACAGAGGGUGA